GCACAUCACACAUACCUGCUGACAGCAGACUGACGACCUUACCAGCCUCGUGACCGCUUUCGCCAGGCGCCACGAGAGGCGUAGUUCGAUAUAGACACUUCAGGUCCGGUCCCCCCCCCCCCGAUCUACAGGAAACCGGGCGGACAAAAGGAGGGUAAACAUGACCUUUCUUGGGAGCCUCGCGUUGCUACUUGCAGCAGGGGUGGUUGCUCCGACAGGCAGUCUCACGGCCGCUGCACAGAGCACGACAAGCCAGCCUUCCUUCUUCCUGCAGGACCCGUCCGACGGCCAGUGUCUAGAAGGCGGUACGUUCAAGCGAUGCGGCGUGGACACGCUGUGGUACGUGACGGGCACCAACACACAGUACCAGCUGCACCACCGACCACUGGAAGACGGGGAAGAUGAUACGUGCCUUGACAGAGUCAGCUGCGCGGGAGAGGGCUCCGAGCUAAAGCUUGGCGCCUGCAAGAAGUGCUGCGCAAAGGCGUGGAACAUCCUGGGAGACGCGGAGAGCGGUUACAUCCUCACCGAGGGGGACGGAAACCGCAACUGCCUGCAGAGGGACGGGGAGUCGGCGAAGGUGGCACCCUGCGACUCCGGCUACGCCAGUCUGUCGCUGCAGUUCGCCUCCAAGGAGGACAUCGCCCUCAUGAUGAGCCCCGGAGCUAGGUUCAUCACGGCUGCCUCCGACGGCGACUUGAACGCGGUUAAGACCUUCCUCAAGGACGGCCUGGACGUGAACAGCCAGGACUGGGACAAGCUCACCGCCCUCGUAGCUGCCGCCUCACAGGGUCACCUCAAGGUCGUCAAGCAUCUCCUCAACAACGGCGCCGACGUGAACGCCAAGGACAAGGACGAGAUCUCGGGGCUGAUGGAGGCCUCCAUCAUGGGGCACGUGGCUGUCGUGAAGGAGCUGCUUAAGGCGGGAGCAGAGGUCGACGCGGAGGCGAAGUCCGGGGUGACCGCCCUCUGGCUGGCCGCCGGUGAGGGCCGGAAAGAGGUCCUCAAGGAGCUGCUCAAGAGCGGCGCGUCCGCCAACAACAGCCGCAGCGAUGGUAUCACGGCCCUCAUGGGGGCCGCCGCGGGUGGGCACGGAGAGGUCGUUGAGAUGCUUCUCAAAGCAGGAGCGGACGUCGGCGCCAAGGACCACGACGACGUGACGGCCCUCAUGAACGCCGCCGAGAGCGGGUCUCUGGAGGCGGUGGAGGCGUUGCUGGCCAAGGGGGCUGAUCCCGGGUCGAUGAGCACGACUGCCUUUACUCCCCUCAUCGUGGCAGCCGCCGGGGGCCACCUCGACGUUGUCAAGGCGUUGGUAGCCAAGGGCAUCAAGGUGGACGACAUGCACCCUGACGGCGUGUCGGCCCUCAUGUACGCCUCCGCCGGCGGACACCCGGAGGUGGUGAAGCUGCUGCUGGAGGGCACGGGGCCCGGGAAGGCCGACCCCAACCUCAAGCACGUGCAGGGAGGCACAGCGUUGAUGGAAGCCGCGACGUCGGGCAGCCAGGAGGUAGUCGACCUUCUUUUGGCGGCGGGGGCGGACCCCAUGGUCAGGGACAAGGAUGGAGUCUCUCCGCUCAUGUCCGCCGCUGCUCAGGGACGGGCCGAGGCCUGCAAGGUUCUCAUCGCCAAGGGCAACGACGUGAACGCCAUGGCUAACUCUGGGGGCACCUCCCUCAUGUUCGCCGCCGGCGCGGGGCACACGGAGGCCGCCGAGGUCUUGAUCGCCGCCGGGGCCGACGUUAACGCCAAGCUAGAGGCGAAGCCCGAGUUCCUUGAGCAGCUCGCCCAGACGAUCGCGGACGGUGGCGAGGAGCCCACGGGAGACGACGCCCACAGGGACGAUGUGACCGCGCUGAUGGUGGCGGCACAGGGGGGACACGAGGCGGUGGUGAAACUGCUGGUGGAGAAGGGGGCGGACGUUAGGGCGAAGGACGAGGAGGGGUUCACCCCCCUCCUCAACGCCGGCAAUUUCGAGGAGGUGGCGUCUUUCCUGGUGGAGAGCGGGGCGGACCCUAACGAUGUCUACACGGAUGACGCCGGCAAGGAGCACAAUCUCCUCUUCGACAGCGUCGCUCUCGGCAACGAGGAGUUCGCCGAGCUGCUGGUGUCGAAGGGGGCGACCGCCUCCUACCGCGACGCCGGCGGCGCGUCGGUCUUGGUCCACGCGUCGCACGCCAAGAUGCCCAAGGUGGUGAAGGCCCUGCUCGAGGCGCCAGCUUCGGCCGGCGUGGACAAGGACGCGGCCAGCGACGAGGGAGUUACACCGCUCAUCGCCGCGGCCAUGAAGGGGCACGUUGAUAUCGUGGACAUGCUCAUUGGGGCCAAGUGCAACCUCGACGCAGUAGACAAGGACGGGACAAACGCUCUGAUGGCGGCGGCGUCGAACGGGCACCUGGAGGCGGCCACCAGCCUGGUCAAGGCGGGGGCGGCGCUUGACAAGCAGAACAGCGAUGGUCACAGCGCCCUCAUGUUCGCCUACAACGGUCGCGCACAGGUUGCGUCUCUCAUGGACAAGUACGCGGAGUACUUGGACGACGCCGACGACGCUUCGGGCGAGAGCACUAACAUGAUGCGAGAAGCUAUGGCGCACACUCAGUCGAUCAUCGACCUUUUGUUGACAAGCGGGGCGGAUGCGUCCCUCAAGGAUAAGGAGGGCCGAACGGCUAAGGACUUCGACUACCAGCCGCCAGCUGAGGAUGCGGGGGCAGACGCUACCAAAAUGGAGCUUUGAUGAUUGUUUUUUGUUUGCUUCGCCGGAGUUUCUCACUUCACCUUUUUUUGUGUCUUGGGGAGCUUUGAUAGUUUCCUUGCUCCGCUUGAGUUUCUCGCCACGCCUUUUUAUGUGUUUUGGACAUCAUCAGGUCUGGGUGAGCUAGUUGAUAGCUCGCAGACUCGUUGUUGAGAAUUUGUUUGCUUUGGUUUGGUGGGUGAAAUCGGUCUGUGUCCGUUUGUUUUACCUUAUUUCUUCCUCGUUGGUUCUUUUGUGUGCGGUAUGCAUAGUCUAGAAGAAUCUACGAUAUUGCUUCACAUACCGUCAUUUGGUGUUCGACUCACGAAAGCAGCCAUCGGGUGGAGAUUUUUGGUGUGGUGUGAGCUGCCUGCGUGUAUCCUGUCGGAAAAGGUUUUCUGUCUCGAUUGGCUUCCUUCCGCCAUGAGUAGCGGUUAGACAAAUCCAAACCCCGCAGCCUUUAUUUUCUUUUGUUGAAACAGAUGGCUUUCCACGCCACAAAAGUGCUGUUGUAGAGGCGUUUUGCUGUGCCGAUAGCUGCGGUUGUGCUGAGCAACAAAAUAUAUGACGGCUCACCCGGAACCGAGAAAGAAAGCUUGCUGCCAGGUCUGUUGAGCCACGAGACCCAGAGCAGGAUGCGAAUAGCUCGGCACGGCAUCAAAGCAUUUCUGUAGUGGCAGGUGGGUGUGGUUGUGCAGGUUUCCGGCUCUGUUGGCGGAAGUCGAAAGCAAUACACCCAUAUCGCGCUGGGUGCUCGAGAGCGCGCUCACUUGUAGAUUCGCAGCCAGCCAUGAACACUAUGUUUGCUUGUAGCAGUGGUGCUGUCCCUUUUUCAAUGUCGCUUUGGGUCGUCUUGGGCCCCCGUAAUGGUGGCGACGUGGGCGGAGACCAAGGCACCCAAAACUGCUGCGCGCCAACGAACGGAGACGAUGAGGUCGUCGCGGCGCUGGGCGGAUACCGAUGUGACAGCUCAACUGAACAAAUGAAAUCCUCUUCUUCC
Molecule: messenger RNA, 3728 nt
Organism: Ectocarpus sp. CCAP 1310/34
Lineage: Eukaryota; Phaeophyceae; Ectocarpales; Ectocarpaceae
Source: the annotation of a GenBank genome assembly